AUGGUUUACGGCGUCCGACCAUCGCCUUCAAACAUGACUCGCACUCACAAGGGCAACGACCGUGACCACGUCGGCCUCGCCAAUGGCACCGCAGCCCCAGAGGAGCACCUCCCACGCUACUUCGCCAAGUCAGGCUACGACGGCAUCGCCCCAACCGCCAUCAAGAAGCAAGGCAGCGGCAAAGGCAACUGGGGCCAAGCCGGCAUCUCCGAGCUGGAGGACUACGACUUCACCAUGAGCCGACCCAAGCGCCGCAGCAACAGCUCCUCCGCGGCCGCCGGCCACUCAGCCCUCAAGACCAAGUUCGAAGACUUGGACGCCGACGCCAUCGUCGAGUACGACGAGGACUUGCACGGUCCUACCGACGACGACAAGUUGGAGAAGAUGAGCACGUCCAGCUCCGCUGAUACUAUGGCUAGUGUUGAGGAGGAAGAUGUUAAGGAGCACAAGUAG
Molecule: messenger RNA, 453 nt
Organism: Fulvia fulva
Lineage: Eukaryota; Fungi; Ascomycota; Dothideomycetes; Mycosphaerellales; Mycosphaerellaceae
Exons: 4
Coding region: 1-453 (150 amino acids)
Source: RefSeq, a predicted model, not a curated record